Messenger RNA from Saccostrea echinata, 2128 nucleotides. RefSeq names its product acyl-protein thioesterase 1-like. Gene Ontology annotation, cellular component: cytoplasm. Bases 59 to 736 code for a protein of 225 amino acids. The record is from RefSeq and is a predicted model, not a curated record. Gene Ontology annotation, molecular function: palmitoyl-(protein) hydrolase activity; carboxylic ester hydrolase activity. Gene Ontology annotation, biological process: protein depalmitoylation. The transcript is spliced from 8 exons. Lineage: Eukaryota; Metazoa; Mollusca; Bivalvia; Ostreida; Ostreidae.
ACAUCCGGUGAAAGAAGGUUUUACCGUCUAUUCAUCAAAGUAAAUAUCUGGGCAGUGUAUGGGAAAUAGUGCAUCACAAGACAUGCCACCACCGGUCACUGUAGCUGCUCAGGCGAGACAUACCGCCACCUUAAUAUUCCUGCAUGGCCUUGGAGAUACAGGUCAUGGGUGGGCAGACUGCUUCAGAAGCAUGAAACUACAGCAUAUAAAAUGUGUGUGUCCAAAUGCACCAAUUAAUUCAGUCACAUUAAAUGCUGGAAUGAAAAUGCCAUCAUGGUUUGAUAUAAUUGGCUUGGGUCCAGAUAGUCCAGAAGAUGAGGAAGGGAUAAAGGCCUCCUCAGAAAUUUUAAGGAAACUAAUAGAAGAAGAAGAAAAGGCAGGUAUUCCAGCUAACCGGAUUGUGAUUGGUGGUUUCUCCCAGGGAGGGUCCGUGGCCCUACACCAAGCACUGAGCACUGACAAAAAACUGGCAGGAAUUCUGGCCUUUAGCACAUGGCUGCCUAUGCACAGAAAAUUAGAUCAGGUGAAGAAGUCCAAUAACAUAAAAGAUAUGGCGAUAUUCCAAGCUCACGGUACAGAGGAUCCACUUGUACCUUUCCAGUGGGGAGAAAUCACAUCCAAGGUUCUGGCAUCCAUGUGUGACAAUUAUUCCUUUCACAAAUAUCCUAUGGCUCACACUUCUUGUCCAGAGGAACUGGCAGAUGCAAAGAAAUUCCUAGAAACAAUUCUAUCCUGAUUACCACUAGUCAAAUUAUUGGUUGGUUGUUGAGGCUAAAAUGUAAAAUGAGUGACAUAUUUAUAGUUCUAGAUGUUGAGAGACUUUGCACAGAUAGUAAUACCUCAAGUGCUACAGACCAUUGUGCAAUAACUCGUUGAGUAACAAAGUGUGCUAGUGACACUUGCUGAUAUUCUGUGCUGAUAUCAGUGUGCAGACUUUUUGAUAUAAGUUUUUUUUUUCAAAUUAUCCUGUCAUAAUUAUGCAUGCAGAACUUUUUCCUACUUGUGUGUUGAGUUAUUUCUUUCAUUACAGAAACAUUUCUGUGUAAAAGGAAUGUUUGAUAAAGAAUCUCUCUGCUAAGGAGAUGGUUAAUGAAAAAAAAAAGAAUUCUUUCUUCAAAUGGUAAUAAAGAAUCGCCAGGAACGGUUAAUUUGUCUUGCUCUUUCGGCAAUUCAUUAAAUACUGUGUAUCGUUUAUUUUUCCAUAGUUCUGGAUUUGGGAGGUUAACUUAUUUUUAUAUGCAUGGUUUUACUGUAGCCAUCUGUUAUAAACGCAUGUGACUGUAUGCAUUCACCAUAUAAUCGCAAGUAGCAUUCAUUUAAGCAAGACUUUUUAAAAUUGUUCAUGAAUAUUUGUAUUGAUUAAUUUGAUUAUUUUUGUCCAUCGAUUUAAAUUUGCACAAUUUUUUCGUAUCAAUUUACAGUACUAGUAAUUGGUACUUUAGUUACAAUGAAUUUAGUAUUAAUAUUUUUAAUGUGCUGAUUCAGAUGAUUUCAAAAUCAUUUCCUUUAGUAAACAUCAUAUUUAUUUUAAUCAGAGUUUAUAAAAAGAUUACAGCAAAAAUAUCUGUCAAAAGUGUUAAAGAAGUUUUUCAUAUUACAGAUUUAUAUUUACAUGUAUAUGUACAAUGUAUUUGAACUAUGGGCUUAUUAUCACAAAUUGUUGAAGCAAAAUAUCAAAAUCUUGUGAAGACAAGCUGUAUUGAAAACUAUGAGAGGACAACAUUCUUGAUAAAAGUGUAUAGUCCUUGAUUAAUGUUUAUGUGCCAGUAUAUGUUUAUUUUAAAAAUAUUUUUCUGGUGUGUCAGAACAAAGAAGUGUAGUAAAUACACUGCUGUUUAUGCUUUCUUAUAAUGCAUCUUUAAAAUUGUGGUUAGAGAUGAACAAUACUAACGGUAUCAAUAUAUACAAAGUUGGAUCUCAAUACCAUAUCAUUCUUGACUUACUUGUGAUACUUUUUUUUUGCUCAUUAGAAACCUCUUUUUUGUUUUCUUUUCAAAAAUGGCAUCUUCUAUUGUUGAAAAUCAAGUUAAGAUUCGAUAUUCCUUUGUUAAAACAUGCAAUAUGUAAACAUGGAAGUUUAGGCAUGUGAAGUAGUAAGGAAAGAAAGAAUAAAGAAAAUAUAUGGCUG